This is a messenger RNA of Enterospora canceri, 255 nucleotides long. The record is from the annotation of a GenBank genome assembly. NCBI's taxonomy places the organism in Eukaryota, Fungi, Microsporidia, Enterocytozoonidae.
AUGAGUAAAUUUGACAUCAGUGCUAUUCGCAUCUGCUUCAAGAAAAUAAGAAACAAGCCAACCACAAUCAUAGCCAACGUGGAGGAAGAGAAGAAGGAUGAGUUGUGCAGGCAGCUGAAGAGGCUGUUUGGGUGUGGAGGGUCUGUGGACAAGGAUGGCCAUGUUGUGUUACAGGGAAACCAUGUUAUAAAGCUACUGGCAGAUAAGGAAGCGUAUUUUGGAGAGAAGACCGUCCAGAAGGUGGAGACUAUCUAA